Messenger RNA from Porites lobata, 25589 nucleotides. The record is from the annotation of a GenBank genome assembly. Lineage: Eukaryota; Metazoa; Cnidaria; Anthozoa; Scleractinia; Poritidae.
AUGGCAAGUUUAGAUUCCAAAGGUGAAAUUGUUCCUAUACUAGAGCUUCCAAAUCCAGAGGAAACACAGCUACGGAAGGGUGAAAACGAACCGGUACGUUGCCGCUGACAUUUACAUUUGCUGACAAACACAGUGGAUGCUACGGUAACGGUUUGAUUGACGUCGCAGAAAAAUUUGAAUUUGGAGCAUGUUCAGUAUGAAUUGUUGAGGAUGUCGGCAGAGGUUCCUUCCGCUUCCCGACUUAUCUAGGAAGAUCGAAGGAGACUCUGUUCGCAGGGUAACACACAGUUCUCCUACAGCCCAUUCCCAAAACCCCUACCCCUACCCGCUCGACAAGUCGAGUCCCUGGCCCAAGCACUCAGUUCGCUGUGACAACUAGCGAGGGGCGUACCAUUUGCCGUAGCUACAACUUCCCUCGGGCUUGCUCCUUUCCCAACUGCGUUUACGAACACGCUUGUAACCGACGCGUUCAGGGGGGUAGGGCGUGCGGCCAAAGCCACCCAGGUCGUAGCCAUGCUAAUUCUCUCAAUACCCCACUGCCGGGAACGAGGGCCACCCCCCAGUGACUACCCCUGACAAAUUCGCCCCUUAAUCAGAGUCACGACUUUCAUAAUGGCCGACGGCGCGCGGGACUGGUAACUAUUUUUGCAUCAAAACGAGGCCAGAAAGGCCACGCUUGCUUGAGUUGCAAACAAAACAAAGGUCAAAACAUUUCGAUUGCUUUAUUCCCGGCUUUAUUCUCGAACAAUAUAUCAGUUCAAUUGGGGCCAAUUACUGCUACAAAUAGCGUAUUUAAUCCAGAGGAAUAUGCCAACUCACUGCUGUGUUCCAGAAUGUAAAAAGAAAGGCUACCGCGAUGAGAAUGGAGUGAAAGUUUCGUUCUUUAAAUUUCCGACCGAGAACCCUGAAAAGAAGAAGUGGCUGCACGCGAUACGAAGAGAAGAAGGAAAAUUUUUCAAGGUAACUAAGUAUAGCAAUAAAAGGGGGUGGUAGGCCUACACGACUUUUACCUCAUGCCAAAAUGCUGCUUAUUCCAAUGAAGUUGUUUUUAUCUGCUGGGUAGAUUAUGCUCUGGAAGGUUCUGCAUUUUACUGAGCAAAUGUGGUUUUAGCCGCAUGUUUCACACUGAGAGGUCAUGACAUAUAUAUCGAUUGACUGUAGUUAUUGUUUUCUGGUCGGCAGGAUUUGCCCUGUGAUGCAAGCGCAUAUUCUUUGACCUUUGAGCUUUUUGAAGCGGAAAGCUUUUUUUUUAUUACGGCUGAAUAAGGGUUCCAAUUUUCUCCAAAGUGCCUUCUGGAUCUGAUCUAAGCGAUUUUCUUUAGUCCGUGAGUGUAAUGUUUUUCUGCAAUGCUGUAUCACGCUGGGCCCAGCUCGUCAGUUUUCUUUGCAGAAUGUUAAAUUAUCACGGAUAGUGACUUACAGAUCCAAAAUUAUAAGAGUGAAAUGCAGCUUAAACUGAAGCUACAUAAACUUACUAUGGAGAAUUGAAUUGUGACUCAGUAAACUCCAGCUUAGUGUUUUUCUAAAGAUAGUGUGAGGCUUUUGACUGGAGCGCGUAGUUCCUCCCUUGGUAAUAGCUUUGAAUAAGCUUAACAGUCUUUAAACUGUUUUGUUAUUGCCACAGUUUGUGAUCAGGCAAGACCAUGGUUUCGGUUCUCCUCACGAACCUCAUCAGUUGCCGGGUUGGCUUUGUGCUUAGUUGCUUUUAGAAGAGCAACUUUAGUUGUACUUUGUCGUGGCGAGAACGGUACAGCCGUUCUGUCUGUUGAGCUUUGAACUGAACAUAAAUACCCACGUGGCGGAUCGAAAUUCUUGUUUUCUUAUUGGCUACUGAACGUAACCAAUUGCGCACUGUGUAUUUCGAUCCUCUUCUGCUUCAAGCUAGAGGUGUGUUUUUUUGGAAAGCAUUUCGUGAAAAUUUAGGCACUUUCUUUCGUGGAAGAGUUCGAAGACUCUUGUAAAUAGAUGCGCACAGAGUUUCCGUACACUCCCUCUAAAAACUGGAGUGGAUACGUUUCUUGUUAGUUGCGCAAUGUUGAACUUUCUACUCUGUGCUUGGUUCUUAUUAGUGCCAGUGUUGAUCUUCAUAAGGUAAAACGGGGCCUACCCGUAAACAAAUCAUAGCAAUAAAAGGGGGUGGUAGGCCUACACGACUUUUACCUCAUGCCAAAAUGCUGCUUAUUCCAAUGAAGUUGUUUUUAUCUGCUGGGUAGAUUAUGCUCUGGAAGGUUCUGCAUUUUACUGAGCAAAUGUGGUUUUAGCCGCAUGUUUCACACUGAGAGGUCAUGACAUAUAUAUCGAUUGACUGUAGUUAUUGUUUUCUGGUCGGCAGGAUUUGCCCUGUGAUGCAAGCGCAUAUUCUUUGACCUCUUUUGAAGCGGAAAGCUUUUUUUUUAUUACGGCUGAAUAAGGGUUCCAAUUUUCUCCAAAGUGCCUUCUGGAUCUGAUCUAAGCGAUUUUCUUUAGUCCGUGAGUGUAAUGUUUUUCUGCAAUGCUGUAUCACGCUGGGCCCAGCUCGUCAGUUUUCUUUGCAGAAUGUUAAAUUAUCACGGAUAGUGACUUACAGAUCCAAAAUUAUAAGAGUGAAAUGCAGCUUAAACUGAAGCUACAUAAACUUACUAUGGAGAAUUGAAUUGUGACUCAGUAAACUCCAGCUUAGUGUUUUUCUAAAGAUAGUGUGAGGCUUUUGACUGGAGCGCGUAGUUCCUCCCUUGGUAAUAGCUUUGAAUAAGCUUAACAGUCUUUAAACUGUUUUGUUAUUGCCACAGUUUGUGAUCAGGCAAGACCAUGGUUUCGGUUCUCCUCACGAACCUCAUCAGUUGCCGGGUUGGCUUUGUGCUUAGUUGCUUUUAGAAGAGCAACUUUAGUUGUACUUUGUCGUGGCGAGAACGGUACAGCCGUUCUGUCUGUUGAGCUUUGAACUGAACAUAAAUACCCACGUGGCGGAUCGAAAUUCUUGUUUUCUUAUUGGCUACUGAACGUAACCAAUUGCGCACUGUGUAUUUCGAUCCUCUUCUGCUUCAAGCUAGAGGUGUGUUUUUUUGGAAAGCAUUUCGUGAAAAUUUAGGCACUUUCUUUCGUGGAAGAGUUCGAAGACUCUUGUAAAUAGAUGCGCACAGAGUUUCCGUACAACUCCCUCUAAAAACUGGAGUGGAUACGUUUCUUGUUAGUUGCGCAAUGUUGAACUUUCUACUCUGUGCUUGGUUCUUAUUAGUGCCAGUGUUGAUCUUCAUAAGGUAAAACGGGGCCUACCCGUAAACAAAUCAUAGCAAUAAAAGGGGGUGGUAGGCCUACACGACUUUUACCUCAUGCCAAAAUGCUGCUUAUUCCAAUGAAGUUGUUUUUAUCUGCUGGGUAGAUUAUGCUCUGGAAGGUUCUGCAUUUUACUGAGCAAAUGUGGUUUUAGCCGCAUGUUUCACACUGAGAGGUCAUGACAGAUAUAUCGAUUGACUGUAGUUAUUGUUUUCUGGUCGGCAGGAUUUGCCCUGUGAUGCAAGCGCAUAUUCUUUGACCUCUUUUGAAGCGGAAAGUUUUUUUUUAUUACGGCUGAAUAAGGGUUCCAAUUUUCUCCAAAGUGCCUUCUGGAUCUGAUCUAAGCGAUUUUCUUUAGUCCGUGAGUGUAAUGUUUUUCUGCAAUGCUGUAUCACGCUGGGCCCAGCUCGACUUCAGUUUUCUUUGCAGAAUGUUAAAUUAUCACGGAUAGUGACUUACAGAUCCAAAAUUAUAAGAGUGAAAUGCAGCUUAAACUGAAGCUACAUAAACUUACUAUGGAGAAUUGAAUUGUGACUCAGUAAACUCCAGCUUAGUGUUUUUCUAAAGAUAGUGUGAGGCUUUUGACUGGAGCGCGUAGUUCCUCCCUUGGUAAUAGCUUUGAAUAAGCUUAACAGUCUUUAAACUGUUUUGUUAUUGCCACAGUUUGUGAUCAGGCAAGACCAUGGUUUCGGUUCUCCUCACGAACCUCAUCAGUUGCCGGGUUGGCUUUGUGCUUAGUUGCUUUUAGAAGAGCAACUUUAGUUGUACUUUGUCGUGGCGAGAACGGUACAGCCGUUCUGUCUGUUGAGCUUUGAACUGAACAUAAAUACCCACGUGGCGGAUCGAAAUUUUGUUUUCUUAUUGGCUACUGAACGUAACCAAUUGCGCACUGUGUAUUUCGAUCCUCUUCUGCUUCAAGCUAGAGGUGUGUUUUUUGGAAAGCAUUUCGUGAAAAUUUAGGCACUUUCUUUCGUGGAAGAGUUCGAAGACUCUUGUAAAUAGAUGCGCACAGAGUUUCCGUACACUCCCUCUAAAAACUGGAGUGGAUACGUUUCUUGUUAGUUGCGCAAUGUUGAACUUUCUACUCUGUGCUUGGUUCUUAUUAGUGCCAGUGUUGAUCUUCAUAAGGUAAAACGGGGCCUACCCGUAAACAAAUCAUAGCAAUAAAAGGGGUGGUAGGCCUACACGACUUUUUACCUCAUGCCAAAAUGCUGCUUAUUCCAAUGAAGUUGUUUUUAUCUGUUGGGUAGAUUAUGCUCUGGAAGGUUCUGCAUUUUACUGAGCAAAUGUGGUUUUAGCCGCAUGUUUCACACUGAGAGGUCAUGACAUAUAUAUCGAUUGACUGUAGUUAUUGUUUUCUGGUCGGCAGGAUUUGCCCUGUGAUGCAAGCGCAUAUUCUUUGACCUCUUUUGAAGCGGAAAGCUUUUUUUUAUUACGGCUGAAUAAGGGUUCCAAUUUUCUCCAAAGUGCCUUCUGGAUCUGAUCUAAGCGAUUUUCUUUAGUCCGUGAGUGUAAUGUUUUUCUGCAAUGCUGUAUCACGCUGGGCCCAGCUCGUCAGUUUUCUUUGCAGAAUGUUAAAUUAUCACGGAUAGUGACUUACAGAUCCAAAAUUAUAAGAGUGAAAUGCAGCUUAAACUGAAGCUACAUAAACUUACUAUGGAGAAUUGAAUUGUGACUCAGUAAACUCCAGCUUAGUGUUUUUCUAAAGAUAGUGUGAGGCUUUUGACUGGAGCGCGUAGUUCCUCCCUUGGUAAUAGCUUUGAAUAAGCUUAACAGUCUUUAAACUGUUUUGUUAUUGCCACAGUUUGUGAUCAGGCAAGACCAUGGUUUCGGUUCUCCUCACGAACCUCAUCAGUUGCCGGGUUGGCUUUGUGCUUAGUUGCUUUUAGAAGAGCAACUUUAGUUGUACUUUGUCGUGGCGAGAACGGUACAGCCGUUCUGUCUGUUGAGCUUUGAACUGAACAUAAAUACCCACGUGGCGGAUCGAAAUUCUUGUUUUCUUAUUGGCUACUGAACGUAACCAAUUGCGCACUGUGUAUUUCGAUCCUCUUCUGCUUCAAGCUAGAGGUGUUUUUUUUUUGGAAAGCAUUUCGUGAAAAUUUAGGCACUUUCUUUCGUGGAAGAGUUCGAAGACUCUUGUAAAUAGAUGCGCACAGAGUUUCCGUACACUCCCUCUAAAAACUGGAGUGGAUACGUUUCUUGUUAGUUGCGCAAUGUUGAACUUUCUACUCUGUGCUUGGUUCUUAUUAGUGCCAGUGUUGAUCUUCAUAAGGUAAAACGGGGCCUACCCGUAAACAAAUCAUAGCAAUAAAAGGGGGUGGUAGGCCUACACGACUUUUACCUCAUGCCAAAAUGCUGCUUAUUCCAAUGAAGUUGUUUUUAUCUGCUGGGUAGAUUAUGCUCUGGAAGGUUCUGCAUUUUACUGAGCAAAUGUGGUUUUAGCCGCAUGUUUCACACUGAGAGGUCAUGACAUAUAUAUCGAUUGACUGUAGUUAUUGUUUUCUGGUCGGCAGGAUUUGCCCUGUGAUGCAAGCGCAUAUUCUUUGACCUCUUUUGAAGCGGAAAGCUUUUUUUAUUACGGCUGAAUAAGGGUUCCAAUUUUCUCCAAAGUGCCUUCUGGAUCUGAUCUAAGCGAUUUUCUUUAGUCCGUGAGUGUAAUGUUUUUCUGCAAUGCUGUAUCACGCUGGGCCCAGCUCGUCAGUUUUCUUUGCAGAAUGUUAAAUUAUCACGGAUAGUGACUUACAGAUCCAAAAUUAUAAGAGUGAAAUGCAGCUUAAACUGAAGCUACAUAAACUUACUAUGGAGAAUUGAAUUGUGACUCAGUAAACUCCAGCUUAGUGUUUUUCUAAAGAUAGUGUGAGGCUUUUGACUGGAGCGCGUAGUUCCUCCCUUGGUAAUAGCUUUGAAUAAGCUUAACAGUCUUUAAACUGUUUUGUUAUUGCCACAGUUUGUGAUCAGGCAAGACCAUGGUUUCGGUUCUCCUCACGAACCUCAUCAGUUGCCGGGUUGGCUUUGUGCUUAGUUGCUUUUAGAAGAGCAACUUUAGUUGUACUUUGUCGUGGCGAGAACGGUACAGCCGUUCUGUCUGUUGAGCUUUGAACUGAACAUAAAUACCCACGUGGCGGAUCGAAAUUCUUGUUUUCUUAUUGGCUACUGAACGUAACCAAUUGCGCACUGUGUAUUUCGAUCCUCUUCUGCUUCAAGCUAGAGGUGUGUUUUUGGAAAGCAUUUCGUGAAAAUUUAGGCACUUUCUUUCGUGGAAGAGUUCGAAGACUCUUGUAAAUAGAUGCGCACAGAGUUUCCGUACACUCCCUCUAAAAACUGGAGUGGAUACGUUUCUUGUUAGUUGCGCAAUGUUGAACUUUCUACUCUGUGCUUGGUUCUUAUUAGUGCCAGUGUUGAUCUUCAUAAGGUAAAACAGGGCCUACCCGUAAACAAAUCAUAGCAAUAAAAAGGGGUGGUAGGCCUACACGACUUUUACCUCAUGCCAAAAUGCUGCUUAUUCCAAUGAAGUUGUUUUUAUCUGCUGGGUAGAUUAUGCUCUGGAAGGUUCUGCAUUUUACUGAGCAAAUGUGGUUUUAGCCGCAUGUUUCACACUGAGAGGUCAUGACAUAUAUAUCGAUUGACUGUAGUUAUUGUUUUCUGGUCGGCAGGAUUUGCCCUGUGAUGCAAGCGCAUAUUCUUUGACCUCUUUUGAAGCGGAGCUUUUUUUUUUUUAUUACGGCUGAAUAAGGGUUCCAAUUUUCUCCAAAGUGCCUUCUGGAUCUGAUCUAAGCGAUUUUCUUUAGUCCGUGAGUGUAAUGUUUUUCUGCAAUGCUGUAUCACGCUGGGCCCAGCUCGUCAGUUUUCUUUGCAGAAUGUUAAAUUAUCACGGAUAGUGACUUACAGAUCCAAAAUUAUAAGAGUGAAAUGCAGCUUAAACUGAAGCUACAUAAACUUACUAUGGAGAAUUGAAUUGUGACUCAGUAAACUCCAGCUUAGUGUUUUUCUAAAGAUAGUGUGAGGCUUUUGACUGGAGCGCGUAGUUCCUCCCUUGGUAAUAGCUUUGAAUAAGCUUAACAGUCUUUAAACUGUUUUGUUAUUGCCACAGUUUGUGAUCAGGCAAGACCAUGGUUUCGGUUCUCCUCACGAACCUCAUCAGUUGCCGGGUUGGCUUUUGUGCUUAGUUGCUUUUAGAAGAGCAACUUUAGUUGUACUUUGUCGUGGCGAGAACGGUACAGCCGUUCUGUCUGUUGAGCUUUGAACUGAACAUAAAUACCCACGUGGCGGAUCGAAAUUCUUGUUUUCUUAUUGGCUACUGAACGUAACCAAUUGCGGACUGUGUAUUUCGAUCCUCUUCUGCUUCAAGCUAGAGGUGUGUUUUUUUUGGAAAGCAUUUCGUGAAAAUUUAGGCACUUUCUUUCGUGGAAGAGUUCGAAGACUCUUGUAAAUAGAUGCGCACAGAGUUUCCGUACACUCCCUCUAAAAACUGGAGUGGAUACGUUUCUUGUUAGUUGCGCAAUGUUGAACUUUCUACUCUGUGCUUGGUUCUUAUUAGUGCCAGUGUUGAUCUUCAUAAGGUAAAACGGGGCCUACCCGUAAACAAAUCAUAGCAAUAAAAGGGGUGGUAGGCCUACACGACUUUUACCUCAUGCCAAAAUGCUGCUUAUUCCAAUGAAGUUGUUUUUAUCUGCUGGGUAGAUUAUGCUCUGGAAGGUUCUGCAUUUUACUGAGCAAAUGUGGUUUUAGCCGCAUGUUUCACACUGAGAGGUCAUGACAUAUAUAUCGAUUGACUGUAGUUAUUGUUUUCUGGUCGGCAGGAUUUGCCCUGUGAUGCAAGCGCAUAUUCUUUGACCUCUUUUGAAGCGGAAAGCUUUUUUUAUUACGGCUGAAUAAGGGUUCCAAUUUUCUCCAAAGUGCCUUCUGGAUCUGAUCUAAGCGAUUUUCUUUAGUCCGUGAGUGUAAUGUUUUUCUGCAAUGCUGUAUCACGCUGGGCCCAGCUCGUCAGUUUUCUUUGCAGAAUGUUAAAUUAUCACGGAUAGUGACUUACAGAUCCAAAAUUAUAAGAGUGAAAUGCAGCUUAAACUGAAGCUACAUAAACUUACUAUGGAGAAUUGAAUUGUGACUCAGUAAACUCCAGCUUAGUGUUUUUCUAAAGAUAGUGUGAGGCUUUUGACUGGAGCGCGUAGUUCCUCCCUUGGUAAUAGCUUUGAAUAAGCUUAACAGUCUUUAAACUGUUUUGUUAUUGCCACAGUUUGUGAUCAGGCAAGACCAUGGUUUCGGUUCUCCUCACGAACCUCAUCAGUUGCCGGGUUGUUAGCCUACCACCCCCUUUUAUUGCCAGAGAGGUGCUCCAUCCAUUAUCAGGAUAUUUGACAGAGUUGGGAUCUGUGAGACAGAAAGAAACAGUAUUUUAUUUUGAACUCACACAUACUCAUUUUCAAAAACCGAUACGCAAACAUUUAGCUAAAUUACAGGUAAAACAAUCUGACAGUUAUUACCUUGUGACGGGCGCUCGUCGCUCGCACCCGACGAUGCACCGCUUCGUUGUUGUUUCCUCUUCGUAUAGAGCUGAUUUGGAUCAGGGUCAACAAUAUUUUUAUCUUUUCCACGCGUGAUGUACUCUUCCACUCUGAGAAAUGAAUAAAAACGCUUUAGCAUGGCGAAUAUUUGCUACUGAAAAGAUCAAAGUGACGCGCAUGGAAACAAAGCUGAAAAAAGCGAUUUCUCACCUCUUAACAAGUUCUGCUUUCGUUUUAAGGCCUUUCGCUGGAUCACCUCUACACUUUAACCAAAACUUUAACUCGUCAUUUUUCAGUUCGGAUGGUUUUCGGCCACAUAGAGAAGCGCCAGGAAUAUCAUUUUCUUCAAGAAGCGAAGCACUCAACGAAGUUGUUGACAACGCGGCCAUGUUUGAUUUUCUAGUGGCCUUUCUGGCCUCGCUCUGGUGCUAUAGUUACCAUUUCUCCCGAGCGGUCCGCCAUUAUGAAAGUCGUGUAUGGUUAUCCGAAUUAGAGGGCAGGGGCACCCAACGACAAUUUUCGGAAAAAUAUCUGUUCGGAAGACGAUUUGAGAUCUAGAAUUUUCGGAACAUUUGUUGUAAAAUUUCUUGCUUGCAUGCCUCUCCUAGGAUUUUCGAACGUCUAAAAAACGGUAAAAAUGCCCAUUUUCAGCGGAUUUUUACCCUAAAAAGGUCGCCUAGAAUUUUCGGGAGCCUUUUUUCUGGCUGAAAUUUUCGAACAGGUAAGUUUUGAUCCCUACAAUUUUCGGAUCACUAGACUUUCAGCUAGGAAAUCCGAACAGAUGAAAAAUUUAUAGGGGAUAAAAAUAUGCCCAAAUCCAUCGUUUAAAUAACAAAACACGUUUAACAAUGCUAUGUUUAAGCGGUUUUGAACUAUAUUCUCGUUUGGUGCCCCUGAGAGGGGGACGCAGAUAGUGUAUUUUUGAGCGAUGGCGUAUUAUGUGGUUUUAAGUUAACAGGCGUUGACACCACGCUUAAAGAAGUAGACAUGCAGAAUUAUAAAUCGGCCACUAACUCUGCUGUGAGGGACACAGCAGAGGAAACGAUUCGCGAUGAGAUCAGACAGGGAAACUAUGUUAUCUCGGCAACUAAACCGAAAGUCGUAAGCGCCUUAGGAGCUAUUCAAAAGAGUCCCCCAGGUUCCCAAGCCGAAUUCGAUCUUUCACCAGUUGACACAGGCUGGGCACAUGAUGGUAAGCGCGGCUAUCAUGAAAUUAUAGUCUGUUUAAACAAGAACGAGAAGUCCGAAGACUACAGCAAAGCUGAUUUAAAACAACGUGUAUUGUUUUUUAUAACAAUAUUUCGGCUGGCCAUACCAGCCUUCUUCAGGUUUACAGAUGUUACUGAACCUAUGUAGCAAUCACAAUAUUAUAUAGAUGGAGAAUGUCGCAAUAAAAGGGAGAGGCGGAAAUGACGUACAGCAUAAAAACUGGAAAGGAUAAAUACUAAGGAUAUGGAUUACAAUAAUUCGUCACGGCGGUUUUUGUAAUCCAUAUCCUUAGUAUUUAUCCUUUCCAGUUUUUAUGCUGUACGUCAUUUCUGCCUCUCCCUUUUACUGCGACAUUCUCCAUCUAUAUAAUAUUGUGAUUGCUACAUAAGUUCAGUAACAUCUGUAAACCUGAAGAAGGCUGGUAUGGCCAGCCGAAAUAUUGUUAUAAAAAAACAAUACACGUUGUUUUAAAUCAGCUUUGCUGUAGUCUUCGGACUUCUCGUUCUUGUUUCUUUAUAUUUUGGCUGAUUUGAUCUCUUUUCUAGAGAUCCAACGUUUACAACUAGCAGGAUCUUCGUUCACGGUUUUUGCAUUUAAUUUAAUAGUCCAUUUAGAUGAUUUUCUUGUUAUCGGAAGCACUUACCGCGUUGCAACGAAAAAAAUGACGCACUUUUCGUGCUACUUCAGGAUUUGGGUUUCUCAAUAAGCUGGCGGAAGCUCGUUCCACCAACGCAAUGUCUCACGUUCUGGCAGGCAAAUUAAAUUGGGCUAAAUUGGGCUUGCCGGGUGGUGUACGGCGGGCGCACAUAAUUCAAUGGCAAGUACGGCCAAAUACUGGGCGCUUUCCAUUUAGUCAAAAUUUCCGGAAUUUCCGGUUCGGCGGUAAAUGGAACACGUUUCGUCGGUUCGUCCCACUGGAAAAUUCCCAGAAAAUGUGGAAAAUCUAAAAAGGUUGUCCCGUACGUUUCUCGUAGUUUGCACCAGUUCCAGGUCCACGGUCGGGCACCGCCACGUACCGGGGUUUACGACCAAAUGGAACAACUUGUUACCAAUCGGAAAUUCAACUUUUGCUACCACCUAAAUUUCCGGGUUUUUUUCCUAAAUGGAAAGCGCCCACUGCCUCAAUCCUUUUACCGUGACCUACCGAGAAUGAUCAAUUCAAGCAUUUGUCAAAGGUCGUGACUAGAAUGGAUACUCCAAAAUCAGGUAUCCGCUCGGAGACUGGAACUGAAUAAAAUUAUUUUAAAAGAUAAAUAUACAAAGACUGAAGAAGGCUGAGAUGAGAAUGGUUACUCCAAAAUAUGGAUCAAAGCCUACAUAGAGGUUAGUUGUUUUUCACGUUCUUUGUAAGAAUUUAGUGCAAGGAGCAAUGUCUGUUUAAUUACAGUACCACUACCGCGAUUGUCGUGUAAAGCUUAUUCAUAGCAAAGUAUCUGUUUGGAUAGCUCAGAAUAAGAUGGAUACUUCAGAAUAAGAAUGGCCAAAAUAUGGAAGUUUUGGCCAUCUGGAUUAUUAUUACUGAACUUCCCAAUACAAACAUGAUUGUUACGUUUACAAAGAGGGUACAAAUACAGUUAAGGUCAGUUAAUUUUAUGGGUUAGUUGAUUCCAAGUGUUAACAAUAGUAAAAAACACCCAAGGGACCUGUCAUUUAUUAGAGACGGGGGAGGGCUGGCGCAAUUGGGGGGAAGGUCAUUAAAUUUUAUGUAGCCAAAAAGGGGAGGGUCACCAAAAAUUUAAGCUGGGCUUUGGGGAGGGCCAUACCAUUUUUAGCAAACUGAUUGCUGUUCACUUAAAAUAAAAAUAAAUCAACAAAUAAAAUAUAUUAUUUAACAAACAAGUCCCUUGCACAGUAAGCAUUUUAAACUUUCAUAAUGAUCAACCUGAACUACCCAACAACCCUACAUAUACGUCUUUUUCUUGAUUUGUUUUUCAACAGCAACACACUGCGAAACAUGUCUUUGCAUUGAUCAAGUUUCUCAUUAAGAUAUUUCAAUUCACUGUUUACUCUUUUUUAGCUUCAUCAAGCCUUGUAAUAACAGCUUCAUCAAACGAUUUAGAAUACUCUUCUCCUCGUAUAAAAUUACCAGUCUUUGAGUGAAACAGGGUGUUAAGGUGAGCUUUAAUGCGUCUAUCCAUAUCUAAUAUGUUCUCUAGUAACUCACUGAGCUUCAUAAUGUUCGCCCUCAGUAUUAACUAAUCAGCUGGGACAAGAACAUAAUCGGUUGUGUAAAAUUUUCCAGCAGCACCAGGAUUGUUCGUGCUCAAUAUUGCUUCAAUGCAUGAGGUGAUCUUAGAUACCUGUUCCUGAAUGUCGUAUUGGGGCCUCCCUUCAUCACAAGGUAAAAGUUGAUCUCUUUUAAUAAUACCUGUCAUAUCUUUUGGCGUGGGGAGGGUCAUAACUAUUUUGGGCCAUACAAGGGGGAGGGUUACAUUUUUUUCUGCAGGAAAUUGGGGGAGGGCAUAAAAAAAAUUCACCUGGGAAAAAAGAAUUGCACCAGCCCUGCCCCCACCCUCUAAUAAAUGACAGGUCCCUAAUUUACUUCAGGUCAUACUUCUUGUAGCUUGGUGAUCACUAUUACAAGCUCAAGUUUCUAAAAAAAAAAAAUGGUCCUGCAGAUUGUAUUAGUGUAGUGUCUCUGUAUAGCUCUGAUAUAGGACCUGGAGCCUACAGUGGCAGAUCGGAACCUUCAGAUAAGAAGAGGGCUGGGGCCGGGGGGUUUGGGGAGGAUUCUCACCAGACCUUAAGGUGGCGGGAAGGAACCACUCAUUCAGACCUUAAGGUACGGAGGAGCUCAAUCUAGAAAAGAAUUUUCUUGGCACUGUUGUCCUCAAUUUGAACUGGAAAUAUGGAGGGCCAGGGACCUCCCUAGAUCUACUGCUGGCCUCUGCCAGCCCGCCCAUAUUCACCUGCUAUCUUUUUACAUUUACUAGGAACUCUAGUAUCAAUCCAAAUUAUUUAUCCUAAAUAUUCGGAUUUUUGCAAAUUAUUUAUAGUUGCUUUUUUGCACUUGUAUUUUGUUUCGUUUUUUUUUCAAAUCCUAGGAGCCUCAUUGUCACCAAAACUCUCUGCCUUCCAUACCCCUAUUAAACACUGAACUUUCUGACAACAGUCCUCAGCCAAGUGGUACCAUCAUGGUGUUAAAAACUGUGGAAAUAGGUCCUGUUGAUCCUGGGAUGAAUUCUUUUUCUUUUUCUUCCCCAUUUCUCCGCUAAAGGGGGGAGGGGGGGGAAGGUGUUUUCCUUCCCCUCCCUGUGACCUAUUACCUAUUUCCUUGAUUGUCUUCUGAGCUCCUGAUGAGACAAGACCUUCAGCAUUAAGCUGGUUAUGGGCUAUUUUUUGUUUUUCACUCAGUAUGGUGAGCUUAUCAUAAAUUUAAAAUGGAAUAAAAAUGAUCAUGCAGGUAUAUCCAUGUUGCAGCUGUAACAGGAGGAGGAGUUGGAGGUCCAGAGGGUGUUGCAGUCAAAUGCUUGUGAGGAACAGAGAAACCAGUUGGAGAAAGAAAUGAAGAAAUAAAGAAAAUUGGAGAAGGCUUCAAGAGAAAUAGCAAAUAAAAUGAAAAAAAAAAAAGAAAAAAAGAAAAAAGAAAACAGGAAAAAAAACAACACAAUUUUCAUUGAGGCCAAGCAGUUGGCUGCUCAGUUGCAUGUCUGGGUAGCUUGACCAUGUUUAAUAAAAUUCUCAAAACCACAAACAAACCACUCUAAGAAUUUGAUAAAAUGUGUAAAAAACAUUGUUUAUUACUUUUAUAAAAAUAAAGUUGUUUGUUUACAAUUCUACAACCAUUUUUCAUUUCUUCCUUUUCCCAUAAUUCUUUCCUCUGUUUUAUUUUCCUCUUACUCUUUCUCCACUUCCACAAUGUCCUUUUAUGUAUCCUCUAUACCUGGGGUGGAAAGUCACCUGAAAAUUUGAAAUUAGCCAUGCAUUAAAUAAAGCUUCCAUUAUAAUCAUUCUUUCAGGAAAUAAAGCUGCUACUUUGGCGGUAAUUCUAAAAAGCACUGUGUUCCACGAUACAGUGCCUUGAUUCAGCAAAGAAGCCUUGACCCUUUUGUUUUAAAAGUUAAAGAUUUUCUUUUGGUAGCAGAGAAAGGCCCCCAGUUCAGUGCAUUACAAAUAAUUAUCACCUACAAAGUGUGGUACCUGCCUAAUAACAAAAUGCAUAACUAAAAUACUGAUAAAUAAAUAAUAAUUAUUGAAGUAGGGUAUAUCCAGGCCGUUUUAGCUUAACAAAACAAAAACACAAGGUAAGUCAUUCUCAUUUCUAUUUUUGUCAAAAAAUGGAAUUUAGGACGUGUUUUGUUUAUUGUCAUACAUUCUCUUAUAAAUUCAAAGUCCAACAAACUCCUUCAGAGUUUGGCUUACCUGUGGAUGGGGCAACAUUUCAUGACAGGAUGGACAAUAAAGGGGCUGCAUUUUCAACACCUUCAAUGUGACUUGAAAUUACAAAGGUUCACACAGCAGAUUCAGGAAGACAAAAUGACUAACUUGGAAUCACAUAGUUUACAUUUGCCAAAAGUAGCUAACAUUGGGCCUUCUGGUCAUAGAAAAGACUAUAAAAGGAUUUGGGUUCUGGUUGGUUUAUUGUGCCAGAUUCCCAGUGCACCAAAAGGUUGACCCGAGUAUCCCACAGGUUGUGAGGGUCACUUUGGUUUUUAUAAUCUCAUAAAGUACCCAUUCUUCUCACACUAAACUAAACAGCAACUUACCACUUAAAAGUGAAAAAAAAAUCAACCAUAAUAUAUAAGAAAACAGAAAUAGUUUAUGUUGAGCCAUAAAUUCAACAACUGUCUGCUAUCCCUGGGGGUACUCCCUUAUAUGGCCUACAUGGGGAUGUGCCGCUGGACAGGGUAUGGUUUUCCUCCUCUCUGUCCUGAACCGGGUAUAUAGUUUGGCACAAGUCUGUCCUAAACAGGGUAUACAAUUUCCUGCAAGUCUGCCCUAAACAGUGUGCAUGAUUUGUGCAAGUCUGUUCUAAUUAUAAACAGGGUGUUUCAUGCAUUAUCGAUUUCGUCUUAGUGCAAAUGUUUGCAGAUAUUUAGUACGUCAUCACCCAAAGCAUGUUAUUGUUCUUGGCACCCUGGUCUAAAUAAGAUAAGUACAAGUUGACAGGUGUGCUUGAUAACCUUGUCCCCAUCUGAGAGAGUUGUCUUAUCUGGGUACUAAAGUUGAGGGUGUUAUCCUAGACAGGGUAUGGGUUUCAAACCCUCAGCGGCUCACCUACACCCAAACAUUGGUCGAGUUCCAGUCUCCGAGCAGAUACCUGAUUUUGGAGUAUCCAUUCUAGUCACGACCUUUUUAUAUUGGGAAGUUCAGUAAUAAUAAUCCAGAUGGCCACAACUUCCAUAUUUUCGCCAUUCUUAUUCUGAAGUAUCCACCUUAUUCUGAGCUAUCCAAAACAGAUACUUUGCUAUGAAUAAGCUUUACACGGCAGUCGCGGUAGUGGUACUGUAAUUAAACAGACAUUGUUUGUUCCUUGCACUAAAUUCUUACAAAGAACGUGAAAAACAACUAACCUCUAUGUAGGCUUUGAUCCAUAUUUUGGAGUAACCAUUCUCAUCUCAGCUUUCUUCAGGUAUACUUAUCUCAAGAGUCGGAGCAAUUCGCCGAAAAAUAAUUUUAUUCAGUUCCAGUCUCCGAGCGGAUACAUUUGUCAAAUGUAUCAGAAAUGAUCGUAUUGAACGGCCAUGCGCCUCAAUUGUACACGUAAUGGUGGAUGUCGUGAUUCAGCAUUAAUAGCGGGGCUCCCGCGCGCGCGAAGCGCGCGUGGGACAGAGCCCCAUACUCAUGGAAUAUGGUCAACCUCUUUUCGUUUGGUUGUCACGUGAUUGACCGAGCGUACGUACGUACGUACGUACGUACGUACAUACGUACGCGUCUACAGAUUGUACGGGUGGGGUAGGGGAGACUAUCAAAAGGAAGGGAGGGGUGUCUCAGGCGUGUCUUGGCAAGUCCACAUUUUUAAUAUUGGAUUUUAGGACAUUCACGAUAUGGUCAAUUGACAGCUGUCAAAACAGGAUAGCCACUGACCAGUAUCCCAUGACCAUAUCGCGGGCUCAUGUGUCAACUCAUCGAGGUGACUUGAUUUAUUUGGAAGCUGUCCGCUGACCAGUUAAUUGUUUUACUAGAUCGCGAACAAUGUUCAAUCUCAUACUUUUACUAGUUAAACUGAUAAUGCACACAUAUUGGAGAUCAAUGUUUUGAUCAAUUGACAGCUGUCAAAACAGGGUAUCCGCUGACCGGUAUCACUUGACCGUAUCGCGGGCUCAGGUGUCGACCCAUCGAGGUCAAGUAUUUUUUUGAAGUUAUCCGCUGACAAGUUACUAGUUUUCAAGUGAUCGCAGGCUCAAGUUCAAGUUUUUUCUAAAUUCGUAUGAAAUAUGUUGUGUUUAUGUGCUACAAAAUUAUAAUUUUGAUUGCAAACUGACCUCGGACGCGAAAUUCAGCCAGCUGUAGGUACAGGCAGGGAAGACAGUUGCUUUUGACUUUUCUCACCAUGGUCACGCGUUGGUCACGCUCUACGUCCAAUUUUUAUGCUCUGAUUGGUCAAAAUUUGACAGGUGAGUCCAUGCGGAAAAUUUAUGCAGCAUCUUGAAUCUUGUUUACUUUGACAGCUGAAGCUGACAGAGUUUUGUGUCAACUUGUGAUGUUUUUAACUGUCUUUUUCCACUGGAUGUGCAAAAUGAAAUUCAGCUGCUAUCAGGAGUCCUCUGUUAUUCAUGGCUAGUUUGUUUAUUGGGUUUUUGGUUGAGGAAUACGUCGCUUGUCAAAGUCGGAAAUCCGAUUUCGGAUGGCAUCGUUUUCGUUUUCACCUUGCUUGAUGCGUAAGAGGAUUGCAAAGUCUGAAGCGAUACUGGCUUUUCUUGAUACCUUUCAGGAGCUGCAUCUCGAAUGGUAAGCCAGAGAAAUUAUUGCUUUUGAUGUUUGUGUUUUUGGAUCUAAUUUAGUGACGUCGAGCGGAGUUUAUGCGGUCAUUUAGUUUAUGCACGUUUGUAAGAUUUGAGACAAUGAUCUGACCGAGUAUCAGGUUUGAUAUAAGCUUACAGAACUUUAAAAAGCCUUUAGACAGUUUCUUACCGCAAAUAGAAAGAAAACGUUCCAAAGAACAUUUAGAUAUAAUUCUGGCCGGAAAAGAAAGCUUUGAGUGAUUUUCUUGCCUCGAGUUCGUCUUUGAAAAAAGCAAACACCGGGAAGCCGGCUUAAAACAUAAACUUAAGCUUGAAGCUUGAAGACUCAGGAUUUUUAGGGAUACUUUAUUACUUGUCUUCCUGAAUGAAAAUUGUUGUUUCUGUAUAUGUUUCACCGAAUUAUAGUCUCUCUUGUAAUUUUAAUCGCUGUGCCGAUUGUUUUCAGUCGUUCAGUGAACAUCGCUUGCAGGAGUACUCAAAAUGCCGCGCGUUAAUAAACCAUUAAAUAAAAAAUAAACUGAAUAAAUUCUUUAUAAUUUUGGAGCGUAACUCUGUUAAUGUUCAUUCAAACACUCGCCACAGCUUGCACUACAAAAGUGAGAACCGGAUGGCCGUAUAGGUGAUUUUGGAAAUUUUUUUAACAGUUUAUGAAUAUUGAAUGAGUGCAAUUUGUAUCGUGAAAUACUGCUUUCUGUCCGAGGUCUGCCGGUAUGAUAAAAACAGUGCCUCAUACUACUGUUUUACCUCAGAUGUGAUGUAUACAUGGUAUAAAAGGUUGGUUUACACGCACCCAGAUUUGUCGACAAGAUUUUGCAAAGUAAACUUGUCGAACGCAAAAAAGUUGGCCUGAUUUUUUUUCCCACUAAUUAAUCUACGGUGAUCAGAGAACCAUUAUGGUUGUUAAAUGUGAUCGAGGAUGAUUACCAGUUUUUGGGUGUACAUAUGAGGCUAUCAACUCGAUGUAAGGUUUGGUUCACUCUUGGGUUGUUUGCAAAUUAUUUUUCUCUAAAAUCAGGUAGCCUUUCCCUCAAAAGUCACAUAAAUGUGCUCUAAAGUUAACUGAAUUGUGGAAUUCGAAUACAAGUUUAUUGUUUAAUUUAAAUUAUAAAUUUAUUAAUGGGAGCCUCGCUUUUAGGCCUGGCUAAAUCUAUAUAUUACGAAACUGAUUUGUGAAUUGCAAUAUGGCGCAAAGAGACGGUGGAAGUUCAAAGAGAGUCGGAAAAAAAUAAGAUCGAUCAAGGGUCCUCGCUGAAGCAGCGGAGUUUCUCGCUGCUUGUGAACAAAAGCGAAAGAAGCCAAAGAAUAGGACUGGCUCUGUUUUUUGGAAAAACCCGUCAACCGGUUUGAGAACUACUCACUCAACGUAUCGCCCUAGAAAAGGCCAUAGAGCUUCGUCAGUUUAAUAUUCCUAAAGCAGGUGAAUAAUACUUGAAAUUCUUAAACAUUUUACUAUUAUAUUAUGCACUUAUCAAUUGAAACCCCGACCCCCCCCACCCCGGGCCAAGGUGGGGAUUUGACUUGACAUCAUUACAAAUCUUAGCAAACUCCCACCCUACUGGGGCAUAUUGACUGGUAAAACCCCCAUCCAGGUGGGGAAACCUUUUUAAUUCCCUGACUGACUUUAUUAAUAUUUCGUUCGAAUUUUCAACUUCUUAAUAUUGACAAAUUUACUACAGCAAAAAGGCAAAUAUGAUAACAGACCAAGAUAUAAAUACAACAAAUAUUUGACAAUAAGUAAACAUAAUGACCCCUACCCACUUAUAAAAAAGUCAGGGUACAAAAUGGAUGAUGGAGUAGCACAUUGCUAUAAAGUUAUAUUAAAAGGAAAUCCGUACCAUCUCCAUUGAAAGUAAUAUCUGCAAUGAUAAUUUUAAUUGAAAAUAGCAGCCAACAUACCUUAACCUUCACAAGCUGAUGUUAUAAAUAGACUGCAUAAAAUAGUUCCUAAUAGGAGCUAUAUUUUUUAUUUUGGCUUAAAGAAUGAGGAAAUAUAGAACUUCAGAAACCACAUGGGUUUAACACUAGACGUUAAACGAGCUGUGUCAUGAAAUUUACCAAAAUGUAGGCUGUGGGAACUGCCACCAAAUUGAGUGAAACAUAAAAAUAGCCGCUUAAGACAUUAAAAGAUGGUAUAAAUGACUCAGCAAAUACAAAAGAAGGUACAGAUGGGAAAACAUGAAGAAGAUUAAAACGGAUUGAAAUUUUGGUUUUUGAAAACUUGUUAACCUAACAGUUUUUCAAAGUUCAUUGUUUUUGUCCGUAACGCUUGAUAUGCUUGGGAGAAACAUCUGUUUAAAACGAAGCUUUGAUUUCUUCAUUUCUUUGCCAACGUAACGCUCAAAAGCGAAUAGGGACCACGUAACUGGCAAUAUUAACAAAAUGAACCAGAUAGCCGUGACACAGCACCUUUUAUAAUAAGUAGAGGAGUUUGUAUCUGCAUUGUUUGAGAAGUUUUGAAUAACAAUAACAAUUUCCAGUCAACGAACCAUGAAAGCUCAAGGCAAAAUCGCAAAGGAUUAGUCUCAGUGAAGAAAUGAAAGGAAAAACAAUUAGGAAACUUACGGCCGAGCAAUACAUCAAAAUACCAGUGAUCACGUGAAGAAAUUACCGUGAGGAAACUAGGCACGAGUCAAAUCCCCACCUCGCUCCCCGACUUCCAUGGACUUCCAUGAAUAUGCUAAGCAAAUCCUGAGAAAUCCCCCACCCCCACGGGCUAACCAUGCCUUCAAAUACCAUAAAAAUCCCCCACAUUGCCCCACAUAGGCCCGGGGUGGGGGGGGUCGGGGUUUCAAUUGAUAAGUGCAUUAGGUGGGCUAAUUUAGAUGGUUUGUAUCAGCUUUUUAAUAUAAAAACAGUGGAGCCAACAUUCCAGGAGAUGAAACGGAUCAUGCCUCUCAAGGUAGUUAAUACAUAUUAUAGUCAAUCAGUUUUCUUUUUUCCGUUUCGUUCUAUGGCCAAGGUGUUAAAAGAUAAACGCAAUAUGUCCUGUUAAGUACGAAGAGUCCUUUUUUUCAGUCUGUGUUUGAUGAUCUUUGUGAACUAGGUUUCUUUGGUGGAAAGAUGGGACUAUUAAUUGUUCAUUAGCCCUGGAACAAAUUUUAAGAGUUUUUCUAUAGCGUGCUUGCUGAUAUACAUAGUAAAAGCUGGACAUACUUAACCAACAGGCUGUCAUUGUGCUUUGACAUUGCUGAGAAAAUGGAUUAAUUGCAUUGUUGUGUUUCCGAAGUUACCCAUUUACACAUAAUUAUUAGUUUUUUUCCCAGCAAUUAUGCUUUGUAUGUUGCUGGUUCUUUAAGCAGGCAAUGUAAAGCCAAUCCUAACUGGGUAAGAGUGGCUUGAUUUGCCUGCACACAAUUUUUUUCCCCACAAGGAAAAAGUCCCCUUCAUUCGUGAAGUCAAGGUGGCUGGAUAUUGUUUUCUGUCAUGGCCCCUACAGAUGCCAAAAAAAAUAAUUUGGUUACAUAACCUUCCAUCUUUCCCUCCUCCUUUGUCAACAGAAUGCAUAUAUGUUUCUAAAAUGGAAGUUAGGAGUAAUACAGUCAACUCUCUCUUAACAGACACCUCUAUAAGAUGGACACCCUUUUUAGAAUGGACACCUAAAGUGUGUGCCUGCCUUUCUUUACUCCCUUUAUUUACUCUCCAUAAGACGGACAUCUCUGUAAGACAGACACUUGGUGGUCCCAAAGGUGUUGGUCAUAGAGGUAGUUGUCCAGGCAUAUUGUUCUGCUCAGCCUUAAUUUUGUACCCAAAUCUCCUGUUCACCAAGCUGAAGGCAAGAUCUGCUCAAAUCCAAUUUGUACACGUGAUCGCCUGAAAUCCUCCAUUUUAGAUGUUUUUAACAACAAAUUUGAUAAAGCUGUGAAGUUUUCUCUAACAAAACAUGUUUAUAGCCUUUUUUUAUGAUUCAACCAACUAAUGUUAUUAUGUUAUGUAUGGAAAACUGUUGGUCCAUUUCAUUAGGUUAUUCUUUUUAAAAAAAGAAAUGUUUAUUUAAUUUAAUUCAUGUUUUGUUGCUUUUUCUAGACGUAAGUCAAAUUUUGAGUGAAUGCACUGCCUUAUUCACUCAAUCUCUUCCAUCAACACAGUGGAAUGAGAGGAUAUCAAAUGUAGGUCAAUCUUGGGUAAGAGUGCGCCCCCAAGUCAUGAGGGCAGUUCUGGAGAAGCCGUGUGUGUAUGGUGUGUAUGGAUGAGGCCCAAGGCCUUGUUAAGUGUAUUCAUUGUGGAAUGAAGAUCCUGUGCACACAAUGUGAUGAUGAGGAGCAUAGGAAAAAUCUUCUUCAUGAUAGAGAAAUAUUCCAUGAUGGCUUUUUUAAACCGGUGCCACCCAAUGUUUUACUGGGCAGCAAUGGUGACUUAAUUACAGUGGGUACGUGUUGUUUUCUCAUUUUUUUAACAACAGUUGAACCUGCUGAGUCAUAAGCGAUCACCCAAAAUGUGAAGAGUUAGUGACUGCUUGCAGAUGCCACAUGGAAUCGCUUACUGGGUCAAACACACAGAAUUAUUUUGUCAAGGGCCAAUAUCAUAAGUUAUUUCUGAGUUCUUGAUUUUUAUGGCUCAUGGAUGUGAUUAGUUCUUUUUGGUGUCCUUUUACUUACUCUUUUGUUUAUUUGCAGCAAGGCAUUUUGCAAGCAAUAUGCUAUUUUUUUGCCCCAGCUGUACAUGUACAGGUGAACCCAUGUUAACGUGUGAAAAUUGCAUAGUGGUGACUUCCGUGGGUUAGUUUAUUAAAUUUGUUAUGUUUUGUUGUAAGUUGUUUAGGUUUUAGCCACAAGGGUGUCCUGCCAUCCUGACCCAUGCAUGGGUGCCCAUUUUUGGAAGAAAUACAAGAAAAAUGUACUUAAUCUCAGAAAAUUUUAUAGGAAAACAUGCCCUCUGGAUGGCCAGUAUUCAAUGUCGGGCUAAAAACCUGGUUUUUGUUGCUGUGAUUCCAAAAAGUACAAGUAAAAACCAUUUUCCCCAGCUUAUCAUCUUUUUUAAAAUUUCUUUUAUAUGAUAAAUGAAGACUUUUUUCCUUUUGGUCUUUUUUAUCUACAGGGAGAUAUGAUGUAAAUUUCUGCAUCUUUCACUGUAAGGAUUGCAAAAAUGUCUUCUCACCUCUGGAUUCCUCCAAUCUAAUUCAGGCAGGCUAUUGGCCAGGCUCAAUUUCCAAUACUAAAUAUGUUUUUCUCAAGACCUGUUUUUUUAGUGGAAUCUAUUACAGAAAAGACUUCCAGGAUCAUCUGAAAGUGGUUUUUUAAGAUCUCUGGAGUAUUUCUCUGUUAUUAGAGGAAGGGUAAGCUCAUUUUACAAUGCUUACUGAAUAAGCAAUGGAUAAAUUUGCAACCUUGAACUUUCUCUGCCUUAAGUUUCUGUUCUUUUGUUUAAUGGCCUCUACAGCAGAAGUGAUUCCCGUACAAAACAGUUUCGAAGUAACUUACAACUCCGCACAUAAUACUUCCUUUGUAUUACCUUUGGCAGUAGCUAAUUACGCUUGAUAAAGAUGUACCAAUGGUUCAUUCAUAUAUUUUUGGUUAAUAUGUACUCAGCCUCCAUGUGUAUGUAUGUACAUGUUCAUGUAGAUGUUUUAUUCAUAAUUUCAGGUUGGUGUGAUAAAUGACACUGCAUUUAGCGUUGCCUUCAAAGAGUGGAAGUUCUGUCGCCAUGAGUUAGACGUCCUGCAAUCCAAGGAUUUCAUGGAGUGCCCAACUUGUGCCGUCUUCCAGCAUUCAGCUCAUGUUGAUGGGAAUGCUAAGCUUUAUCGAUACAAAUCAGCUGGGAGGUAACUGUUAUUGAAGAGGAGUCCAUCUGUUAAUAAUAUUUUUAUUGCUGCUGAUUUCAGACACAAAGUCAUGUAUUCAUAGGUUGCAAAAAAUUAAUGUGGGACGAACUUCAGAUGGUGGGUGCUCUUUGGAGCCAUCUCCAAGAAAUUCAAGAGCUUUCCCGGGUGUGGCAUAAGGGAAAAUUGAAUUUCCCCUGGCAUGUUUGCAGUGGUAUAAAACCACUACAUCAUAAUCGCAGCCCUCAUGCAAACAAUCAGCCUAUAAUGCAAAGUUUAUAACUUUAUUAUUAAAAUAUCAAAUAAUUCCAAUAAUAAACAAAAAAUAGAAACCUAAGUGAUAGCCGAAAAUACCAAUGAUUGAUAAAAGCAAACAUACAUACAUACAAACAUACUUGUAUUCUGGGUAGACUGUAUUUCGUAAAGCGCUCAAUUCAUUUAAUUGAAGAGCACACAUGCAUGCAUACAUGGCCUUUAUUAAAGUGUCUAAUUGUUCUAGUGCCUCUUGGCACUAACUGGGGACACAACAAUAAUUUUAUUUUGUUCUUGCCACAAGUAUAUUUUGGCUUACUUCACAGAGGGUUUUUGUUUAGAAAACAACACCUAUGUACAUAAUAUGGGUGCUUCUCGUGUGUCACAGACGUUUCUCCUAGGGAAACAUCCCCAGUGACAAUUCGAGCUAGGAGAAAUGGCUGUAUUCGCAGGCCUCUUAUUUUCUAAAAUCUAUAAAACAUUUUGUAACCUUGGCUAAAGAAGAUAACUAAGCAUUCAGGAUCCUCUUUGAAAAAAUAGGUGUCUUAUAACUGAAAUAUUAUUGCAAUGUAAGGGUACAUAGAUUUUGUAUAAGGAAUAAGUUUAAAUACCACCACAUACUCUCAGCUAAAAUGUAUUUUCUUUCCCUUCAGAAAAUGAGAACCUCUUUAACAACCUACAAUGUAAGUGCUGAUUACCGUUUAUGUAAGGACCUUUUUUGGCUAACUUAAUUGGGAAAAUACAGGUUAUUAAUUGCUGGUUUUUAGUGUAUCUGUACAAUGUAAAUACCUACUCUGUAUUCAAGUUUCUCCCUCUCGUGUGUGGGGGAAAUCACUCCUCGCUUCUUCACCCUCUCCCAGUCCUUCUUUUUCUUUUCAAACGUAUAAUCACAUUCCCUGUUCCUGCACUUCUUCACAGCUACAGGGCAAUCUUCAUUACAAGCUGGGCAGCGCGCAAAAAAAAAAAAAAAUAUUGGAAUAUGAUGAAAUGAAAAAGAAGAAAAAUAGCAAGUGCAAUAACAACAAAAAGAAUUACAGAAAUUACACAUAUUACUUGCAAACCUCGUUCAAUUGAUUUAUUGAUAUUUAAUGCCUUUUUACACAUAAAUGAAAGGAAAAAACAUUACAUUACAUGAAAAAUACACGAAACUAAAAAUAAUCUCAAGAAGCCAUGAACACUUAUAGGUGAGACUUCCUCUUUACAUUAGUUUUUAUUAAUGAUUUAUAUACUUUUAUAAAUAAAGAACAGCAUAUAAUAUUAUUUAAAGUAGUUUACAAGUGUAUAGAAAAUAUAAAGAAAAAGUUAAUCGUCAGUCUGAUAACUAGUAAUAAAUUACAGACCAUAUAUUGAGUAUUCUAUAAACUUAUUAAAUUUGAUUAAGUAAACGUUUACAGUGAUUUUACUUGACCUGUGAAAGAGAUAGUAACUAAACUAGUAAACAAUAGCAACAGAAAAACAAAAGAAGACAACGGAAUUAGUGCAUACGAGUGCUCAGUAUUGUACUACCUAUUUCAGGAGUCAAGUAAAAUAACUCUAAAGGUUCUUAUGUUGUUUGAUCUAAUUAUUGAGUGAGGCAAAGAGUUCUAAAAUUUCGGUCCCUGGUAUAAGAUUGUAAAUUUUUUUAUGUUUGUUCUGCAGGUAUGAGGACGAUAUGACUUGGCAUAUCCAGUAGAAUAAUCCUUGACUUUCAGUUUGAAAGAAAAUUUGAAAAGAGAGAGGUACCCAAGUUUUUGAAAAAUGUUUUUUUUGUUUUUUGUUUGUUUGUUUAUUUAUCUAUUUAUUUAUUUAUUUGGGUUUACUGGGAGUCCUGUAAUCUGCAGCACAGAUUGUUUGAACAAUUCUUUUCUGUAACAAGUAGAUUCUAGUGAUAAUGUUUGUAGGAUAUGUAGAACUCUAUACUAUGUUGCAAUAUGUGAGAUAUGGAUACACUAAAAAAAAAACCAAAACAAACAAAAGAAGCGAUUUUUUAGUUACAUAGGACCUUGCGACAACAUUCUUCUUGUUUUUGAAAUUUUUGUACCGACAAAUCUCGCUAUUGACAAAAGAGUUAACAACAUGCACUAAGAAAAAAAAAAUAAACAAAAAAAGACCAAAAAGAGAGGUCAAGAAUAGAGGAUGGCCACCACUUUCAAUAAGGCCAUCCCCCUUUUUUUUUUCAUUUAGCGUCGAAUGCGUUUUCUGAUAUUGGGUUCGUCGGUCGGAUUAAAAAAAAAAAAAAAUUUCACAAGAAGUCUUGGAGGCCCUGGUACCCCAGGGUGAUGUUAAAGGUUAACAUUCACAUAUUUGGAUUGACAAAAUGCACAAUAUACUGUAAAAAAUGCCCCUGUUUUUGUUCCUGUUUUUCUCUAUGCUGUUACUAUGUUCAUUUUUCAGACCAAAAGAAUUAUUUGAAAUGAAAAAUGGUGUAACUACGUCGACUCGUUACUUUUUUUUUUUUUGGAAAAUGCCAAAAAUUUGGGUCGGUCGGACGAUGCUAAACGGAGAAAAAAAGGGUGGCCUAAGCGUAAUGAUAAAAAACAUUAAUGAAUAACAAAUAAUAUCAAUACAGUUUGAAUAUCAGGUAAAUGACUGACUCCUAUAUAUUGUGACUACCAUAUUUUGCUAUUGUUGUGGCAGGCUAACCCAAUAGGUAGAGCACCUGACUACAAAGAAGGUUGCAGACCAGAUUGCCAUGGCUGGAAAAGUAUUUGGGGUCUCACAAUAACUGAGAAAUGA